Molecule: messenger RNA, 1746 nt
Organism: Klebsormidium nitens
Lineage: Eukaryota; Viridiplantae; Streptophyta; Klebsormidiophyceae; Klebsormidiales; Klebsormidiaceae
Source: the annotation of a GenBank genome assembly
AUGGAGGGCGCUGCUGGAAGCAUGCCGCUUGCGGCGCUGCCUAAGGAUGUCCUGCGCAUCAUCCUGAAGAAGCUCAGUCUGGAGGACCGCUUGCGCGUGGAGCUGGUUGACAAGAGCCACCGAGACAUGAUGAGGGAUCGGGAGCUCUGGCAGGAGCUGAACCUUGGCGCCAUGCAGGCACUGAGCAUCACAGAAGGCCAGCUACUUCGCCUGUUGGGAAGGAUUGAUGCUGGAUUUGAGCAGAUCUUCCCGGAGCUAGAGAGCAUGGCAGGCACACUGAAAGACAUAGCCGAGGAGUCUUUGAAACACAUCCGCGGCCCGCUUGUGCAGAAUUUGGAUUCAUUCAGGCUGGAUGUGUCCUACUUUGGAGCAGACAUGGUUUCUGCUGGCGCGCGCUACUUCUCUCGGCUCCGUCAAUUGGUCCCUGAGGCCUGGGGUCCAUGCAGACUGGUCGUGGAGACUUGCACAGCCUGGUUCGCCGACCAAGUGGACCGCCUGUUUGUGAACAUGCUGGUUUCUGGUCAGUACAUUCGGAGGACCAACUUCCUCAAAGGAUUCAACCCUGAGGGGCUGGAGGGGACGGCGAUCGACCCUGAAUUUGAUCCUAUGCGGUUAUUUGCUGUGACCCUCUACAAAAACUCCCGCUUCUGUGACAUCACCACUGCAUCAAAGACCGUCUCCCGUGAUUUAGAGGAGAAGGUCUGGAGGCUUGUCGAGCGCAGACUCGAAAUUGCAAAGGCAGCAGGCGUGCCAUCUGAGUUCCGCAAGGGCUGCUUGAAACCCAGGAUUGUAGCCUCGACCGUGGUCUUUGAGAACAUGGCAAUCCAUGCGGAGAGCAAGCUCUUCGAAGAGAUCCGGGACUUCCUGAACGAGUCACCCUCCAAGCUGCGCCUCGUGUUCCGUCACUGCCUUCUCCUUCCGGCCGAGUUCCGCUCCCUGUGCACGCUGUUAGGGGAAUGCGGAGCAGGGUUCGUUUCCUUUCAGCAGUUCGCUUUCCCGUUAGGCAGACUGUGCAACCCCCAAACCGAAGACGCCGUUUUGAGUUCAGUGGCCCUUCAGAAGAGCGGGAACCUUCAGAGCCUGGAGCUCGACUGUCCGCUCGUGGUGGCAGACCUGGAUUCCGCCGCCCAGUUCCUGGACCGGAGCGAGAGUGCCGCCAGGCUCGUGAUCCAUCUGCGAACGGAAUUCUUCUCAACGGGCGCGGAAACAACGCAGCUGUUCUUCAAGAAGCUCCAGGAGCUGUGCGCGUCCGAGCGGGGUGCCCGGGUGACGGUUGUGCAGCACCGGCGGGGUGCGCGCGCGAGCGAGACGGUCGAGAGCGCGCGCGCGGGGAGCAGCGACGCAUUCUCGCCCAUCCAGGACGAGAUCAGCACGGUCGUCUGGUACGAGAAGCUGCUGACUUGCGUGGAUAAAGUCCUGUAUGUAUACACCGCGGUGGAUCUUGUCCUGGCCCUGGCGUUCCUCUUCGGGGUCAAGCUGUUCGGCUAUCGGCUGCAGCCGACGAACUUGGCGACCGGUUUGUCGGGUUCGUGGGGCGUCUGGCAUCUGUGGCGCCCUGUGCGGGCCACGAUUCAGGGGAGGCGGGACUGGGUCGGAAUCGCAGGAGGUCUCUUUCUCUCCGGACUUCUUCCGAUCUCUCCACUUGUGAUUGCGUUCAAGGCCUUUUGGGCGUACAUAGCAAUCUUCCUCGUGCGCACGGUCCUGUGGCAGGUCGGCAGGGCAAUUAUUAGAGCAUUUGCUUCGUAG